Salarias fasciatus (jewelled blenny) is the source of this 1084-nucleotide messenger RNA. It is a transcript of the gene rab6ba, whose product is annotated as RAB6B, member RAS oncogene family a. Gene Ontology annotation, molecular function: GTPase activity; GTP binding. The coding region runs from base 87 to 713 and encodes 208 amino acids. Lineage: Eukaryota; Metazoa; Chordata; Actinopteri; Blenniiformes; Blenniidae. The transcript is spliced from 8 exons. The record is from RefSeq and is a predicted model, not a curated record.
ACCGAGCACGAGUGGGAACUCCCCGGCACCCGCAGCCAGUCCUCCGCGCUCCGUGGCCCCCCCUCCCCGGUUCUUCCUCCUCAAACAUGUCCGUGUCCAGCGACUUUGGGAACCCUUUAAGAAAAUUCAAACUCGUCUUUCUGGGGGAGCAAAGUGUGGGGAAGACGUCUCUGAUCACGCGCUUCAUGUACGACAGCUUCGACAACACGUAUCAGGCCACAAUUGGAAUCGAUUUCCUGUCGAAAACCAUGUACUUGGAGGAUCGGACGGUGAGGUUGCAGCUCUGGGACACGGCGGGCCAGGAGCGCUUCAGGAGCCUCAUCCCCAGCUACAUCCGGGACUCCACCGUGGCCGUCGUGGUCUACGACAUUACCAACGUCAACUCGUUCCAGCAGACGUCAAAAUGGAUCGAUGACGUGAGAACGGAGCGAGGAAGUGACGUCAUCAUCAUGCUGGUCGGCAACAAAACAGACUUGGCGGACAAGAGGCAAAUCACCAUUGAGGAAGGAGAGCAGAGGGCCAAAGAGCUGAGCGUCAUGUUCAUCGAGACCAGUGCCAAGACCGGCUACAACGUCAAACAGCUGUUCCGCCGUGUGGCAGCCGCUCUUCCCGGGAUGGAAAGUAUGCAAGAAACGAGCAAAGAAGGAAUGAUCGACAUCAAGCUGGACAAACCGCAGGAGCCCCAGACCACCGAGGCCGGCUGCUCCUGUUAAUACUCGGCGCCCGCUCCUUCUGGAACAGAAGACGUCAUUUCCUCCACCGCCGCCGCCACCGUGCUUAUGUUAUGUUGCUGCCGAUUGGUUUAACCCUCACGUGACUUUGCACAUGGACAAUCUGGCCUCCUCACCUGACUGUCAGCAGUCAGGUUGAAUUCCCAAUAUGUUAAUUUGGUUGUCAAGCAACACACUUUGUUUGCAAAACUGCCAAGAAAAGAAAAAAAAUAAUCCUAACCAGAAUAAGAAAAAAGACUGAAGUGUGGCAAAAGAAAAGUUUACCAAGUUCUGUAUGUGUUUACAUUUUUAUAAGAAGUUUCCCCUCUUUUUUUUUUUUUUUUUUUUGUAUUUUUGUAUAUUUGAGGAGCUCA